Molecule: messenger RNA, 642 nt
Organism: Gongylonema pulchrum
Lineage: Eukaryota; Metazoa; Nematoda; Chromadorea; Rhabditida; Gongylonematidae
Source: the annotation of a GenBank genome assembly
AUGUUAUUGAAAGAACAACCGACAAAUGAUGAGGCGGACGAUGAGAUCGACCCACUGGAUGCAUUCAUGUCUGAGGUCAAUAAGGAAGUGCGAGCAACGAAGUAUGGCUCUGAUCAGGGUGCUGAUGGCAAAGCUCGAAUUGUAGUGAUCAAUUCCGAUUCGAAUCUUGAAUCCAAGAAAGGCGAAAUUAUUGAAGCGGAAGAUGAAACUGAGGUGUAUUAUCGGCCAUUUCGUAAGAAUUUCUAUGUUGAAACUGCUGAGCUGGCGAAAAUGAGCAAGAAGGAAGUGGAUGAAUACAGAGAGGAGCUGGAUAUUCGAGUUUAUUAUCGGCCAUUUCGUAAGAAUUUCUAUGUUGAAACUGCAGAGCUAGCAAAAAUGAGCAAGAAAGAAGUGGACGAGUACAGAGAGGAGCUGGACAUUCGAGUGCGUGGUAAAAACUGUCCGAAGCCAGUUCGAUCGUGGGCACAGUUCGAGUAUAAAAAACCAACACCAAUUCAAGCUCAAGCAAUCCCGGCAAUAAUGAACGGUCGUGAUGUUAUUGGUAUUGCAAAAACUGGCAGUGGCAAAACCCUGGCUUUCCUGCUUCCAAUGUUCCGGCAUAUUCUAGAUCAGCCGGAGCUCGACGAACUCGAUGGGCCUAUC